Molecule: messenger RNA, 2469 nt
Organism: Cyprinus carpio (common carp)
Lineage: Eukaryota; Metazoa; Chordata; Actinopteri; Cypriniformes; Cyprinidae
Gene: zdhhc6
Product: palmitoyltransferase ZDHHC6
Biological process (GO): protein palmitoylation
Cellular component (GO): Golgi apparatus
Molecular function (GO): protein binding; palmitoyltransferase activity
Source: RefSeq, a predicted model, not a curated record
AUUUGUUCACGAGCUCUUCCUGUAAAUGGUUCCGCUGUGCUGUGAUUCGCGCGUGUAUGUGUAUUGUCUUUCUCGUUGAAUUAUGUUUUAGAUAUUUAAAAAAAAAGAGAGAGAUUUCGCUUCUGACAAUAUUAAGGGCGUUAAAUAGCAAGGCACUGAUUCAUAUUAAGCGUGACUUUCAGUUUUUCUCGGACUCUGAUCGCACAAGGAAAUGUCGAGAUGUGAUGGCUUGGGUUUAGCUCGAGGAUAGGGCGAUCAGAGGAUUAGUACGGAAGGAUGCCACACGUUGACAAAGUCUGGAACUCUAGGACACGGCUGGCCCUUGUGACUGGUGACGUAGCCGAUCGCUGGUUGUUUCGAAGAAGACAGAAAAGAUGCCCUUUAACCUCUUUAAGUCACUGCAGUAAACACAGACAACACGCCUGACUAUUUCAGCUGUUACAUUGAGGACCUUAAAGACGCUGACAUCCACCGAAACAAUGAAUAUUCUUUCUGCUAUAAUCGUGUUUGAGAACCUCUAUGAGGUCAAGAGGCUGUUCCACUGGGGUCCGAUCAUCGCUCUGACCGUCAUCAGCGUGUGCUCCUCCAUGGCCAUACUGGACUCCAUCCUCUGGUACUGGCCACUGGACACCACAGGAGGCAGCAUCAACUUCAUCAUGCUCAUUAACUGGACUGUCCUCAUUCUUUACAACUACUUUAAUGCCAUGUUUGUAGGCCCUGGUUACAUUCCUCUGGGGUGGAAACCGGAGAAUCAACAAGAUAUAAUGUACUUACAGUUCUGUAGAUUGUGCCAAGGCUAUAAAGCCCCAAGGGCACAUCACUGUCGCAAAUGUAACAGGUGUGUGAUGAAGAUGGAUCAUCAUUGUCCCUGGAUCAACAACUGCUGUGGUCACUCGAACCAUGCGUACUUCACCAGCUUCCUUCUGCUUGCUCCACUGGGCUGCAUACAUGCUGCGCUAAUAUUUAUCAUGACCAUGUACACUCAGCUUUAUGAUCGGAUCUCAUUUGGUUGGAGCACUGUAAAGAUUGACAUGAGCGCUGCUCGGCACAUCCACCAUCCCAUCAUGCCUUUCAGCAUCGCAGCAUUUGCAGCCACUCUCUUUGCACUGGGACUGGCACUGGGUACCACUAUUGCUGUUGGGAUGUUAUUUUUUAUUCAGAUGAAGGUGAUUCUUCGAAACAAAACCUCAAUAGAAGCAUGGAUUGAGGAGAAAGCCAAAGACAGAAUCCAGUACUACCAAACAGGUGAAGACUUCAUCUUCCCCUAUGACUUGGGCACCAGAUGGAAGAACUUCAAGCAGGUGUUCACGUGGUCCGGCGCCCCCUUAGGAGAUGGAAUCGAAUGGCCUGUGCAUGAGAAGUGUAACCAGUAUACUCUAACCAUUGAGCAGCUGAAACAAAAACAUGAUAAACGUCAGAGGAGUGUGGAGUACAGAGUGGUGGAGGACUACAAUGGUGCUUGUUGUCCUUUGGGAAAGGGACUGAACACUUUCUUUAGGACACCUUGUACUGAGGAACCCAGGAUCAAACUCACAAAGGGGGAGACCAUCUUUGCCACUAGAGGAACAAAAUGGUGGAUGUAUGGAGACAAAGUGUUGAAUGAGGAACAGGCAAAAGCUGGAGUUCGAAUUAGAGGAUGGUUUCCACGCAGAUGUGUUGAGAAGUGUCACUAUGACUCGGCGAAUAAUUCGACAAGUGAAGAAAAGAAAGAACAAUGAUACAGAAUUCUAUAUUUCACAGCUCGCUUUGAACAGAGGACCUAAUAUUAGGGAACCCUGAGCCCUGCUGAGAUGCAAAUUUCUUUCUUAUUCUUUUGUAAAGCUGUUCAAUGGCACCAGCGCUAAGUGUUGAGGCAAACUGAUACUGACAGACACCCCAAAGUUAUUCACUUGCGUAACUCAAUAAUAUUUCAUUUCCAAAGAACAGCUGCCAGAGAAAAUGGCAAAUGAGAAAGAAAUAGGGGUUUUAUUAAAAGGGGAUUGGGGCAUAUGGCAGUAUAUUCUCUAAAGGGGGUUAUUAAGAUGUUUACUUAUUUCUUCUUCUUGUUUUCUCUUUCUAUUACUUGCUUGCUCUCUCGUUCGUCAGUGCCCACACUGAUUAUGCAAAGCCUUUUUUCCAACUGUAACAAGGUCUUUGUCAUGCAAAUUGUCUGAAAUUGUUUAUAUAAUGGAAACAACAAUUUUAUUUUAUUUUUGAUGGCUUACUUUUUUGUAAAACUGAUGUCAACCUCGCUGAAGUUUUCAGAGACAAAAAAAAACAACAACCGUGAUCUGUAUAGUAAUUUCGUAAUUUUAUUUUCUUCUUUUUUUCUUUUUUUUUUUAAUGGAAAGCAACCACAAAAUUAGUUUCUACUCAACAAAGCACCUGUAUGUAAAUACAAUUGUUUAUUUAAUUGAUGUAGUGAAAUUGACAUGUUAAUGUUUUCACAUUUUCUUCCUUGGAAAAAAAAUAAAUUAACAUUCUUUGGUA